AGUAAAAUUUCAUCGGGUGAGAAACGUGGUUUGUUGGAAGCAGCCGGAGAAGGUAGACGUUGCUCUGUAACUUGUGUAAACUUGUGAAAGAAAAAUAAAUUGUUAAAAAAAAGAAAAAGGCAGAAAGAACAGUUUAAGUACACAACUUAUAAACGAAAAACGAUGGAAAAUCAAAGCAACGAAGCUCCCGUUGCCGCUGCCGCCGCCGCGGAGGUAUCAUCGACAAGUGUGUCAUUAACAGCUCAGCCCGCAGAGCCAACAAAGCGCUCGCUGCGCGUUCAAACUUGGAAGAAAAUCCAGGAGGGCAAAGUUGGAAUCGGCUUUAAUGGCAUUUUCAACCGUAUUCCUGCGUUUGUUGAUGCCGAUAAGGCCGCUGCAUUGCUCAUUCAGGAGGAGGAGUUUAAGAAAGCACAGCACAUCAAAGUGAACAUUGAUCGCGCCUUGCACGAUUUUAAGGAAUUGUCCUUGCUGGCCAAUAAAUCCGUAUAUUUGCCCAGCACUCGCGACUCUCCCGCGCUUUGCCUUAAAGUCGAUGUGCCAGCCGAUGCCACCGAUGAGCAGAAGAAAGAAGCAUUGCGUGUCCAGGAUAUACAAAAAUUCCGUUCGGAAAUUGGUCUAGACACCAAUCUGAAGCUCGAUCUGGUUGUCAUUGGUUCGGUGGUCGUAUCACGUGAUGGCUAUCGCAUUGGACGUGGCAACGGUUUUGCCGAUUUGGACAUUGGUUUGCUCAUUGAGCUGGGCGUCAUAACCCCAGAAACGGCCAUUGUAACAAUUGUGCAUGACGUGCAAGUUGUUGAUACUUUGCCCGUAAACUUGUUCCAAAAAUACGAUACACCAGUGGACAUUAUUGUAACACCAACCGAGGUGAUACGUGUGGCCAAGCGCUUGCCACGUCCAAGUGGUGUUUUCUGGGAACUGUUGUCUGAACGUCGUUUGAAAAUUUUGCCUGUGCUGCAGCAACUUAAGGAGCAGCUGGAGAAAUCGGGUAAGAAGAUAACAUUGAAGGAGGAGGAUACCGAUAUUGAGCAGCAUCAGAAUAGUAGACGCCGUCGUGGACCGUUGCGUCGUCGCUUCCAACGAGGAAACCCAGGACGCACCACCUCACAGACUGACAACGAACAACAAGGCGAUAAUACGCAGAAGCGUACACCACGCCGCAAAGGUCGUUUUAUCAACCGUCGCAGACGCACAAACAAGUCUGAGGGCGACCAGUCUGGAGUCGAGGUUGGUGUUAAGAGUGAAGAUCGUAAAUUUGAUGAGGGUGGUGCGGGUGAACGUCGCCCUAAGAAGAAGAAUCGUCCGCAUCGUGAUUUCUGUGUUAAAUUGACAAACCUGACACGCGACAUUCGUGUUAAGGAUCUGAAGACAGAGCUGCGUAAACGCGAAUGUAAUCCAUUGUCGAUUACAUGGAAGGGUCACUUUGGAAAGUGUUUCUUGCACUUUGGAAAUCGCAAUGGCGCUCCAAGCACCCAAGAUGAUGUUGACAAGGUGCUCAAGUCGCUAAACGAUCUCUCGCUGACCAUCACCACCGGUGGUGAAACAGCACCGGCCGCGGGAGCCGAAGAGCCACCAGCUGAGACCGCGAAUGCACCAAUGCAAACGAAAACCAUCAAUGUCAAUGUGGAGCUACUUAAGUUUGGCGCCAAAAAGAAUGCUGGUGGCAACACCAGUGCUGGUGAGGGUGGUAAUGCCAAUGUGAAUGGCGAGGACGGUAGUGCUGGUAAUGUCGGCGAGGGUGGCGCUUCACGUAUUGAGUCUGUGGACACAACCACAGUAUAGUAUGACCAAUUCGGUAGCGCUGCCACAAAAA
Drosophila mojavensis is the source of this 1810-nucleotide messenger RNA. RefSeq names its product methenyltetrahydrofolate synthase domain-containing protein (gene lost). The transcript is spliced from 6 exons. The coding region runs from base 163 to 1779 and encodes 538 amino acids. Gene Ontology annotation, cellular component: cytoplasm. Lineage: Eukaryota; Metazoa; Arthropoda; Insecta; Diptera; Drosophilidae. The record is from RefSeq and is a predicted model, not a curated record.